UCUUCUCCUUAUCUUCUCCUUAUCUGGCAGGUGACUAUGUUUCACAAUGACCAGUCUCCCGAAAGCAAGUGAGCGCUGAGACUGUUGCCACCACAGUUUCCAUAGCAGCAACUGCCCUGUUCCUCUUGGCGUGGGGAAAGUUAGUGCACACAGAAGCCAGGCUGAUCAGCUGGGGAGACUCUUGCUCACCCCCCACGAACAUCUGAGAUCUCCACUUGGCCGCACUGAUUAUUAAGAGAUUUUUCAGAUUCCUCAGACUGGAUUCUGCCAGCUCCCUCUGCUGCAAACUUCAAUCAGUCAAGACUCCAGAUUGGAUCACCACAUCGAUCCCUGCACAUUGCUCAGGGAAGAGAAGAUUUCCUGGGAUUCUCAGCUCCUUAAAUGCUACUCCGUAAGUGGAGUGGAUUUCGGAGUUUGCCUUCCCGAUAUGGAGGCAUUGAUGGAGGUUUCCAACACAGCUCGGUGGACACAAGAGGCUCGGGUCUUCCCAGCCAAGAGGCAGAAAAUACCAGAGGGAGCCCCGCGUCCUUCUCUCAGUCACUUUCGGCAGCUGGGCUGGAAAAGAUUGGUGCAGAUAAUGUCCUUCCUUCAAAGAUUCCAUCACAGCUAGAGACCAAUGGGACAACAGCAGCCCUGGAGCUCAUCAGCCCAAGAAGCACCCCAAGAGGAGCCAGCAUGAAAUCCCUACACCUGGGACCUCUUCCGAGAGCCGGAUCUGCGAGCCUCCAGCCUGGAGCUCAGGACAACGGCAACAGAAUGGAUGUUACAAGACGCAUGGGGUACAGCAUGCAACCUCCCAGUUCAAGCCUUAGAAGGAGGAAUUCCUUAUCUCACCUCCCUAACUAUAAUACCAAGGACUUUAAUUCCGAUCAGCCAUUGGCUCGAAAGAUGUGGAAUGGCUCCCAGCUGGAUCUGCAAGCAACCUUUUUGGAAGAGACACAAAGGAACGCGAAGCUUAGAGAAGGUGCCAGCUUGCUUGCAGGACCUCCUAACAACCCUGGAGAACGGAACCUGGAGUUGGAAGUUGACAUGAUGGAAUUUGAGCUAUGUUCCCUUAAACAGAAGCAGAUGGAGAGUUCCUUUAUCCACCUAGAAAAGGAAAAAAAGUGGUUGGAAAUGAUUCGUUCCGAAGGCAGGAAACGAAAAGGGGAACUGGAUGAUAAGAUCUUCAAGGUAGAAAUGGAGUUGGCAAAGGCAAAGUCUUAUUUUGGUAAAAGGGACCGCCACUUGCUUUCCCAGGGUUUGAAACCAAAGGGAAAUGUGAUCCAGGAAAAGCUGGAUGUUGGCCACGAGCUGAGGAAUCUUCAGGAAAGUCUGGCUGCUCUGAAGAACUGCAUCAAGGCCUUAGAAGAAAAACGAGAUGAGAUGGUACAGCAGUUGAAAUGUGUUAAAGAGGGAGAGCAGAGCUCACCCAGCCACCAAGCAGCUGCAAAUUCACUGGAAACCAAGCAAGAAAGAAGCCAACUCCAAGCUGCUUACAAGAACAUCAAACUGGAGAACGUUGUGCUGCAUCAGCAGGUCCAGCAUCUCAGUUUGGAGGUGGAGCUUGCACAGACAAAACAAAAAGAAUUCAGCGAGCAGAUCUUUGCUCUCAAGUCAGAGCUUGCAAAUAGUAAGACUCAGGUCAAUCAACAGGAGCAAGAGAAAGUCCUCAUGAAAGAGGAGAUGGAAUCUGUCAGACAGUUGAACAAAGAGCUUUCUUCUAAAGUAGCUGAGGGCCACCAAAGGCUACAAGCUCUUUUAGAAAAGCUGCAUCUUUUGGAGGAGGAGAAGAAAUUCCAUGCUAACCAUAUCCAGGCUUUGGAGGAUGAGCGAACCCAGUUGUUGGAAGAGAAGGAGCAACACCUCCUUGAGAGAACGGCAGAGCAACAGUGCCAGGAGGAGGCUGUGAAAGCUCUGCAGGGAAGCUGUGAAAAUCUCAGGGAAUCUCAGAUCCAGUUGCAAAAGGAGAAGGAUCUCCUACAGGCUCACUGCCAGGAGCUUGAAAGACAGGCUGAAGAGUUGGGCAAACAAUUGGGCGAGCAGCAGUCGGUCUCCCAACAUUGGAGAAACAGAUGGGAGCAAGCGGAUGUCACUUUGAAGACUACGGAAGAAGCGCUGGAGAAAAUGAGCAGCCAGAGCCAGGCCCUCCCAGCCAAGCAGGUGGAAGCCCCUUUGCUUCUCCAGAUACAGCUGGAGGCUUGCAAGCAGGAGCUGGAACUGGAACAGAACUGUCGGCAGGCUUUGCACCAUCAGGUUCAGGCUCUGCAGUCUGGAAGCCAAAACAGUGCUAAGCCUACCCCUGAGAUGUUCCCAGAGGAAGCAGACUCAGAUAUCCUUGUAGUCCAAGAGGAGCUGCAGAAGGCCUGGGACCUGCUGAAGACACGCGAGAUGGUGCUUGAAGAACAGCGGCUGCAGCUGGAAUCUGCCAGGAUCCAAAACACAGAGUGCAAUUUGGAGAGGCAGAGACUCGAACAACAUGUCCAUGCUUUGGAGGAACAACUUGCUGAAAAGGACAAGGCUUUGAGAGACCUCAGGCAAGCCAAAGAUGUGGAAAGAGCUGCGUCGGAGAUGAGAACUUCAUCAGAGCUGAAGAUAACAAGAGAAGGUCUGGGUGCCUGUUAUGAGAAGGGCCAUCCUUGUGGCUUGGAUGCCAAGGUCAUUGGGAAUCCCCCGCAAGAGCUAGAAGGCCUCAGACUACAACAUCAUUUAGUGACUGAGCAGCUGAAGGACCUGUUCAGACAGAGGCAACAGCAGCAAGAAGGACCCAGGAAGCAUCAUGAUGGGGGGCUCAAGGAAAAGAGCUCGGCAGCAUCUCAAAAUGCUCCAGAACUGCUGACCACUGCAAGUGAAUCCCUCGGGCUUCCAGAAGAAAGCUAUUUGGAAUUUGGGGGUGCAUCCAGAAGUGAGGAAGCAGCACAGAGCCUUCAGCAGCAGCUGAAAGCAAAAACUGAGAUGAUUUCUGCCAUGGCGUGUGAAAUUCAAGCUUUGAAAGAGAAGAAUGAGAACUUAAUAAAAGCAAAACUGAGAUUCCAGCAACAGAUUCAGCAGAUCCGCCAGCUUUCAAAGCGACAGCCGGAAAAGAGUCCCAGUGAGCUGCUGGUUCCCAGACUCUCCAUCAGCCCCAGAGAUGAUCUGCAAAGUUCUCAUUGCAAUGAGAUGUUGGCGUUUUCCCCACAGGGGGGUGAGGCUCCAUUCUCUUCCCACGGGAGCAGGGAAACCCAGCAUGCAGCUGUAUGGGAGCAAUGGCUUCAAGCCUGCUCUGAGGAUGAGCAGAGUGGCACCUCUUUGAACACCAGGAUGGUGCAAAAGGGCCCCACACCCCUCCCUCCUGAUGCAUCUCAUCAACCACAUGGGAGCCUCUCUGAUACAUCUUCACCAGCCAACAAGCUUUUAUUAGCCCCUAUGGUUUCUCCAAAAGGUCCCCUAAGCCAUGCUCAGGGUGAGCGGGCUUUACUCAGCCCCUGCAGCUCAGGGCUUUUGUCCCCCAAGCCUUUUGGGGCCCCAAGACCAUGGUCCCCUUUCCGAGAGAGUGCUGAAUCGCCAGAGAACAGAAGAGAACUGUAACAACCAAGUUUGGCUCAUGGGGCAGAAGAAACAUCACUGGGGGGAAUCUUUGAAAGAUUUGAUCUUCAGAAGGCAAAAGCCAAGCUUUGUGUUUGCCCUGAACUUUCUUCUGCUUCUGAUAAGGCUUCCUCCUUCUCCUCUUCCUAUCAUCAUCAUCAUCAUCAUCAUCAUCAUCAUCAUCACACAGUCUACCAGAUAGUUUUGACUGCAUUUGGUAUUUUGGACUAUCGAAAUCUUCCCAAGGAUCUAGGGUAGUUAAAGAUAUUGUCUUAAUAUAUGCACUCUUCCUUUUGUUUCAGACAAUACCUGUUUUGACAGCUGAUACACCAUUUAAACAGUGGUAAAAGGAUAUAUCUAAGUU
Messenger RNA from Python bivittatus (Burmese python), 3907 nucleotides. RefSeq lists its product as uncharacterized. The record is from RefSeq and is a predicted model, not a curated record. NCBI's taxonomy places the organism in Eukaryota, Metazoa, Chordata, Lepidosauria, Squamata, Pythonidae.